This is a messenger RNA of Mytilus trossulus (common blue mussel), 1857 nucleotides long. RefSeq lists its product as uncharacterized. The coding region runs from base 1 to 1857 and encodes 618 amino acids. The transcript has a single exon. The record is from RefSeq and is a predicted model, not a curated record. NCBI's taxonomy places the organism in Eukaryota, Metazoa, Mollusca, Bivalvia, Mytilida, Mytilidae.
AUGAGCAAAAUAGAUGAAACACUUUCUCUUCAGUUUUACCAAUAUUUGAAUAAUAUUAUUGGAUCAGAGGACGUUGUAAAAACAAGAAGAAAUAUAUUUUACGCAAUCGAGUUUGGUACUCCAAAUUCUUCCCACAUAAUGAUAAGUAGUGGGAGUAAAGCAGAAGGCUUAGACCUCAAAGACAGUGAUUACGAUCAAAUGUACGUUUGUGUGUCGUAUCGUGUUUACAAUACUACAAAAAAUGUGUCAACGUCCUCAAAUAGAAUACCGAUAAUUAUGGACAGCAGUAACACUAAACCGGGGUUUACGAAGCUUAAGAUGUAUAACAUGUCUCGUGCUAGAGGAGACAAAUUUUGUGAGAUUGAAGAAGGGAAAGCAUACUUUUCAAGUAAACUUUUUCGGGAGCAUAAUUUGACAAAUGAAAUGAUUAUUCAUGGACCAUGUCAAUCUACACUAGAUGGAUUAUAUGACUUUGCACAUUGUUUUAGAUGUAAAGAAUGGAUAAAACAGGCUGAACAGUGGAUUUACAGACCCAGAUCGUCUUGGCCCGAUUACAAAUUAGUUUCAUCUAUUGUCCAGUACGGAGUUUUAUUUGUCCCUGUCGGCUGUAAAGGAUCGUCGAAUGAAGAUUACGAAUUUCGGAUAUCGUUUUCAAUGGCAGAGAAACAACUUAUUUUUUCCUUUUCCCAUACACAGUUAUUAUGUUAUGCAUUAAUGAAAAUAAUUUUGAAAGACAUUAUAAAGACAAAACACGGUGAUCUAAUCUGUUCUUAUUUUCUUAAAACAAUAAUGUUCUGGAUAAGUGAAGAAUCAAGUCCUUCAAAAUGGCAGCCUGUGAAUAUGAUUCCCUGUUUUAUCAACUGUAUAAAACGACUGAUUUACUGUGUUCAAUAUAAAACUUGUCUUCAUUAUUUUAUACCAGAAUACAACCUAUUCGAAUGUCGAUUUACUGAUUACCAACAUAAAUGUUUACUUGAUACGCUACAUGAAAUAUACCAUUCACUAUGGACAAACGUGUUUCAUACGGAUACAUUUCAAAGUUUUAUAGCAAAACAAAGAGUUUCAUCCUCUGCUUAUUUAAAAGUAUCAGCUCUUUCGUGUUUAAUAUUAAACACAUUUGUGUAUAGGUAUUCCGACUGCCUUGUUAACAUUACUCUUUUUCUUAAAAUCAAAGACAACGACCUUUCUACAUACAUGAAGUCAUUGAUUUUUAAUGAGUUAAUACACUUAAUGAACAAUGACAAACAAGAAAAGCAAUUGGGACGCAUUAAACUUAUAAUGAUCAAUUUACGUUGUUUAACAGACAGUAACAAAUUCAUAUAUUCGCAAUACCAGACAAGCUUGAAAUACUUCAAAGCAGGACUACACUGCAAUGCUACUUCCGGAUGGUCAUUGUUAGCAUCGUUAUUUUAUAAACACAAGAGAUUCAACGAAUGUAUAGAUAUCAUAAACUACACUUUGUCAAAUUGUACUCCUGAUAAAAUUGUGUUGCGCUUAGGCGUUACUUUGAUGGAACAAACAUUUUUCCAAAAAAUAAAAAACAUAGCUGGAUUUUUAACCACGUGUAAACAUUUUAUUAUUGAAGAUUUGCGGUUUCCCAGUCCAUUUAAUCUAUUACCAGUAGAACUAAUGUCUUUGAUUGAACCCGACCGUGGUGAUGUGUUUAUUCCACCUGUUGUCUAUUUGAAUACGUUAGCGUUUUUGUGCUCACAUCAUCUUAAAGAUAAUAGAGGAAAACAAACAGCGCUUCAAGAUCUGGGCCUAACGAUUCGAGAAAGAUAUCUUAUGGUUCCAAAUAAUACGAUAGUGUUAGAAGUGGCAAAACAAUGCCGUAGUAUUGUUGAAAGUAUAAUGUAA